Molecule: messenger RNA, 4352 nt
Organism: Protopterus annectens (West African lungfish)
Lineage: Eukaryota; Metazoa; Chordata; Ceratodontiformes; Protopteridae
Gene: KMT5C
Product: lysine methyltransferase 5C
Exons: 10
Coding region: 45-2750 (901 amino acids)
Cellular component (GO): nucleus
Molecular function (GO): histone H4K20 methyltransferase activity; protein binding
Source: RefSeq, a predicted model, not a curated record
AGGAGAUCCCAGAUGUCAUCUUGUGUAGUCCCUUUGCAUAAAAUAUGAAGUCUGGAAGUAGUACUGGAAAUAUUAAGAAAGUGAUCAAAAAUCUCAGGUCCACUCGAAGCAGGACAGCCCAGAGCAACAGCUAUGCAAAGAAUAAUAAUGGAUCAAGAAACAGAAUGGGCUCAAAUCGAAUUAGUGUAUUUGAACUGUGUGAAAUUGAUGACAUUGCUACAAGCCUGGUGCUUGACCCUUACUUAGGAUUCAAGACGCACAAAAUGAACCUCAGCCCUCUUCCAAUGCUUCGUAGACCUCAGUACCUGUGGGAGGAGCUGGAAAAAUUUAUAAGAAAUGGGAACUUGGAUCUGACAUACAAAGCUCUAACUAAAGGAGAGUGGGCAAAGCAGUACUUCAGGAUCAAACCACAGCAGGAGUCCAGACUCAGGACACAUGUGAUGCGAUAUUUGCGCAUAUUUAUGCCCAACAGUGGGUUUGAAGUUAUGCCUUGUAACCGUUACUCAUUGGAAACCAAUGGAGCAAAGAUAGUCUCAACAAAAGAAUGGGAGAAAAAUGAUAAAAUACAGUUGCUAGAAGGUUGCAUUGCUGAGCUUACUCCAGAAGAUGAAAGCCUUCUUCGGAUGGGAGAGAAUGACUUUAGUGUGAUGUAUUCUACUCGCAAAAAAUGUGCCCAGCUUUGGCUGGGGCCUGCUGCAUUCAUAAACCAUGACUGUAGACCCAACUGUAAGUUUGUUCCAAAUGAUGGGGGUGCUGCUUCUGUGAAGGUUCUCAGGGAAAUCAAGCCAGGAGAUGAGAUCACUUGCUUCUAUGGUGACAAUUUUUUUGGAGAGAAGAAUGAAUUUUGUGAGUGCUGCACAUGCGAACGGCGUGGAGAAGGAGCAUUUAAAAAAAAGAACCCCUCUGGUUCAGAAUCUACCUCAUGUGGGAAGUACAGGUUGCGAGAAACAGACCGCCGCCUCCAUAGACUGAAGGACGUCAGUGGCCUCAGCAAAUCACUCAGUGGUGCUAUUGAUAGAAAGCAGAACUUCAAGAGGGAGCUUCUGCAUGCAUCAAGAAAAAGACUUUCUCUCAGCCUGAAAAGUAGAAGAAAUCUGAAGUCUGGAAUGUCAACAAAUUCACAUACACUCAGGGUCCGUUUGCCAGUAGAUGUCAGACUGAACAAAAACAUUAAAAGCCAGAAAACUGGAGUUUCAUCAGCUUGUCAGUGCCACUCAUACAAGCAGGAUAGUCAGCAUCUCUCACCCAGAAGCACUAACAGACAUGGUUGGGCGUCAUGUAUUAAGACAUGUCUGCCUGAGGGAAUAAAGUUAAAGGAAGUUCAAAUCAGUCUUCACAGUUGCAAAAGAGGUCUGAAAUGGGCAGCAAGGCAAAAAACAAGCCAAAUGCCAAAUUCGUUUAGGCAUUGCUGGAUAAGAAAGGAGCCUAUAGUUUCUCUGGAGUGGUUAGACCUGACUAGUAGAAAGUUUUCACAUUUUAGCAUGACUGCUAAAAGGACCAAAAAUACCACUAAUUCAGCAACUUCCAGUUCUUAUUUGAAGAAGACUGCCAUUCGUGCUGUAGCAGCCAUUACCAAAGAUACAAACAGGAUGCAGUGCAGGUCACAGACCCAAAAUGUUAACUUUUCGGUUUCACAGGUUCACUUGGUGAGCUGUGUAACUCAAGUCGGUGAAGAUCAUCAACAUUUUCUUAAAACUUUGACUGCCCCUUCUGUUUUGAAUGUUAAUUUCACUGUACACAAGAGGACAAACCUUUGUAGAAGAGCAAAAAAUAAAAUGCAUUCAAAUGUAGCUUCUUCAGACACUAGUCUAAAGCCGUGUAAUUCACAGCUUGUGUCCAGGAGGAGGUGUUCAGAGAGAAUCUACAGGAGAAAUAAAUCAGCAACUAAAACUUUAGAACAACAGCUUUGUAGUGUUCAUGGAAUAACUAAGUAUAUUAAAGUAGACUUAAGUAAGGACAUUAUCCACAGAGCUACAGAGUCUCGUUUUAUCAAUGCAAGAAAUCGUGAAUUUGAAAUGAGAAAGUGUUUGCAGAGUGAUCCUAGUGAAUCUGAAGGGGAAGUUACACAAUGUGUUGAGAAAGAUUUUGCUGUCAUAAAGACAGACAUUAGUGAGAAGUCUGUGAAAGUAACAAACACUGGCAAAGAACCAGAUGCUUAUGAUGAUAUCUGGACAAUUAGUGAAUUUGCAACACAAAACUUGCAUGCUCCUGGGGAACAGAAUUCAAAAUGUAGGGCAGCUGUUUCAAAAAUGACACUUCAAAGACUGAGAAGGCAGAAGUCUUCUACAGUAGAACAGAGUGGCAGAAAUGAGUUUAUGCCUGAAUGUCCAGAAAGUGAUGGAAAGGUAUGGGACCCUACCAGUUUAAUGUCAAAAAGAAAAGAGCGACUAAAAGCUGAAGUGACCAACAAAGACUCCCUCCUUAAGGAAAUCAAAGAACAAACUCCUGUUGCAGACGCCAUUCAGGAAAAUGCUUUAGGUACAUUUAAUGAGGAAGGCAUAAAGGAUCAGCUUGCUGUUCUGUCUGGAGAGCUCCUGAGCAAUGAACACCUAGAACAAGACCAUGAUAUUUCUGAUGUUUCAGGCUGUGAAGGAACAGGUCUUGAAGAGCAGACCAUGAAUUCUGAUGGGGGCAUGAAAAGAGCUGUGGCAUUCAGUCCUUUCACUCCUUCAAAACGCUUGCGAUUGGUAGUGAGUCAUGGUUCUAUUGACCUGGAUGUUGCAUCUGCCUCAAGUGAAGAUUCGUAUUGAAUUUCACAUGUACUCGCACUAACUUGUGUUUGUAAGUUUGUUUAAAAAGCAAAUGGCAACUCAGUCCAGAAAUGGGUCAAGAGUAUGAACCAGUACCUUGUUAGAAAAAAAAAUGUGUUCAUUAACAGAGAAUCUUUAGGCAACUGCUGGUACAGCCUUCAACCAAAAAUGAAGAGUACCCCAUUGUUUGUACAGUCUAGUAUUUGAUGGGUGAGUACAUGAGGCUCAUUUAAAAAAUGACAUGUGGUGCAAAGCAACUGCUAAAGCAGUACCCUCGGUAGGAACUUUGGCUGUGAUAAGUAGACAUAAUCAUAUGAACUGCCAUGUGAGCUCAAGUCAUACUGGCUUAAAAUGUUUCUGGCACGUAACACAUGAUCAGCAAAAUUCAAGAAGCCUGCUCAUGCUGACAAGCACUGUGUAAUAACUUAUAGUAUACAGUUACAUAUUUUUAUUAAGAAGUUUUAAACAGUUUUUGAGUAACUUUACAAUAAAUUAUAUUUUUAUUCAAUUGGUUACCACUAAGGGCAUGCCAGCUAAUAUUUUUGAUAAUCCCUUGGUUAGCAUCCCAUGUCAUUGUUGCAUUCUGUUCUGAAUGUUUUUUGUUUUUUGAAUUUGUUGGGAUGGUACUGGUUUCCUUAACCCAGUGAGAAACCAUUCAGUGUUUGUUUAAUGCAUGCACGCUCACAAGUAGUUGAUGAAGGUCACGUGUUCAUGUCAGAUUUAUUGGCACAGUUUUACCAUUGUAGUCAGUAGUGGAAAAAGGUUUAUAGAAAGAAAAAAAAAAAGCAAAGUGAUAGCAAUGCAUAAUAACUGGUUGUAGCUUGUGCCUGCAGGCAGAUAGGUGACAUUGUAAGAUGACCAAUUGUAUAUUGUAUGAGGCAAGUCAUUUGAUAUGCCAGACAAUAUUUUGAUGAACAGUAACUUUUACACCAUUUUAGUGAUCAAAGUAUGGUAUAUAAAUUGCAGUGAGUAGAAAAGCUAGCUGCUUGUACUGAAUAGUAGGUGUCUUUACUAAAAGACAGUAACUGUGCCCUAUAUCUGGUGUAUUCUUUUCAUCAUCAAAAAUCAUUCUUGGAUAGUAAAUCCCUAUAUGGCAUCUGACUGCUUGUUUUUCAGGUAUAAGGAUUUAUUAUGUAUCUUUUCAGUUCUCUAUUUAGUCUUUGCCUAGGGAUAAGUUCAGUGGUGCUUUUCAGUGUUUUUUUUUUUAAUAUGUGGAGGUUAAGAUAUGGCAUACAUUUCUGGGUAGUAGUAAGCACUUCUUUUUUGGUAUGUUGUAAUACAGAAUAAGUGAUCACUGGGCAUUGUAGACAGCGCAUGAAUGCUUCAUUAGUUAAGGUAUAAGCUAUAUCUCAGUCAGAAUUCUGCUCAGUUUACUUGAAACUGCAACUUUUUUUUUCUGAUUCAUAGUAUUAAAAUAACUGUACAUUACUUGACAGUGAUAGAGAUAAAUAUUGAGUGACAGAGUAAAUUUCUUUCUAGAGAUUCCAUAGUACUGUGGUCAUUUCCAGAUGCACUGCUGAGCAGUGAAGAAUGCAAGCCUGCUUUAAAAAAAAGAAAAACGGUUGCAGUACUUUGACAGCAAAUUAAAGUCUUGAGCAGAGG